UAUUUACAGUAUAAAUCCUGGCGAUGACUAUAACAGUUAGUAUUCAACAGGCCGCCCGUUUGAAACCGAUAACGGCGCAUUCACAAAAGUUGGCAUAACCAGGAAGUACUGAGGUGUCAUGUGACUGGAAGAAAAAGAUGGCUGCUGUGCAGUGGCGAUCCAGCGGACGCAGCUAUGACGCCGAGCUGCAGAGAUGUCGUCCCGAGGCUGCUCCGGUCCACUUUGGAGACUACCAUCCCCUCAAACCCAUCAUGGUGACCGACACGAAGACCCACCGCGGGGCUCGUAAAGGCAGCACCUCCUCGUCUUCCUCGUCUUCCUCCUCGGUGGCCCCGGACCCCCUCAGCUCCAUGAUGGAUGGGACCGACCCCCUCUCCAUGUUUGCGGCGGCCUCGGUCGUCGAGGCUCCCGCCAUGUCGCACAGCGCCUCCACUGGGGACCUGGGGAGGAAGAGGAGGGAGAAGGAGGAAGAAGCGGUCGGACCAGACUUUGAACCCUGGUCGUCGAAACGCGGGGAGAUCCUGGCCCGGUUCACCACCACGGAGAAGCUCUCGAUUAAUCUCUUCAUGGGUUCGGACCGAGGAAAAGACCCGAGUCCGGGAUCCUCCGCCGUUUCCGAGAAAGUGCGGACUCGCCUGGAGGAGCUGGACGACCUGGAGGAGGGUUCCCAGAAGGAGCUGCUGAACCUCUCCCAACAGGAGUACGCCAACCGCAUCGAGGAGCUGAACCAGUCCCUGAAGGAGGCCUGGGCCUCGGAUCAGAAGGUCAAAGCCCUGAAGAUCGUCAUCCAGUGCUCCAAGCUGCUGUCCGACACCUCGGUGAUCCAGUUCUACCCCAGCAAGUUCGUCCUCAUCACGGACAUCCUCGACACGUUUGGCCGGUUGGUGUACGACAGAAUCUGGACCAUGUGUUCUGACCCUCGACCCCUGACAGACUUGUUCACAGUGGAUGACGUGAACGACACGGCCAAGGAGACGUGUCUCAACUGGUUCUUCAAGAUCGCGUCCAUCAGGGAGCUCCUGCCCCGACUAUACGUCGAGGCCGCCAUCCUCAAGUGCAACCGCUUCCUGAACAAAUGCGGUAUCCCGGAGACGCUCCCUCGGCUGACGGCCAUGAUCCGAGGCAUCGGAGACCCCCUGGUGGCGGCGUACGCCAGAGCGUACCUCUGCAGGGUGGGCAUGGAAGUGGCCCCCCACCUGAAGGAGAGCCUGAACCGCAACUUCUUCGACCUGCUGGGCAGCUUCCGGCAGAUCGGCGGCGAGAGCGUCCAGCAGCAGCUGGUGCUGCAGAGGGUGGAGCUGCCCGAGUACCUGACGCUCUACUCGCCCGCCGUCAACUGGAUCCUGCAGUGCAUCGCCUACCGAGCUCCAGAGCCGCUGCUCACGGAGAUGACGGACAGAUGCAAGAAGCUGGGCAACAAUGCUUUGCUGCUGAACUCCGUCAUGAGGGCCUUCAGGCCGGAGUUCGUCGCCGCCAGAGCCACCGACUUCAUCGGCAUGAUCAAGGACUGCGACGAGGCCGGAUUCCCAAAGCAUCUGCUGUUCGGGUCUCUGGGUCGUAGUCUGGCCUGCGCCGACCCCCCAGAACCCGAAAGGCUGGCGAUCCUCAACGAGGCCUGGAAGGUCGUCACCAAAGUCCGCAGCCCCCAGGACUACGUCAUCUGCGCUGAGAUCUGGGUGGAGUUCACCUGCCGACACUUCUCCAAACGCGAGGUGAACACCGUCCUGGCCGACGUCAUCAAACACAUGACCCCCGACCGGGCGUUCGAGGACGCUUACCCUCAGCUGCAGUCGGUGAUCAGGAAGAUCCUCACCUACUUCCACGACUUCUCCAUCCUCUUCUCCAUGGAGCGCUUCCUGCCGUUUCUAGACAUGUUCCAGAAGGACAGCGUGAGGGUGGAGGUGUGCCGAUCCAUCAUGGAGAUCUUCAUCAGACACCAGGAAGAGCCCAGCAGAGACCCGGUCAUCCUCAACGCCAUGUUGCACAUCUGCAAGACCAUGCACGACUCUGUCAACGCUCUCACUCUUGAGGACGAGAAAAGAUCUUUGGCUCUGCUGAUCAUCGGCUUCAUCCGCAUGGUGUCUUUUGGACGGGACUUCGAGCAGCAGUUGAGUUUCUGCGUGGAGGCCCGAGCCACCUUCUGUAACCUGGAGUCGGUGCUGGUGCAGCUUAUUCACACGGUGAACCAGCUGGCGAUGGAGACCAGCCGGGUGAUGAGAGGGAGCCACUCCCGCAAAACGGCGGCCUUCGUCAGGGCGUGCGCCGCCUACAGUUUCAUCACCAUCCCGUCUCUCAGCAGCAUCUUCAGCCGUCUCAGCCUCUACCUGCUGUCCGGCCAGGUCGCGUUGGCCAAUCAGUGUCUCUCCCAGGCGGACGCUUUCCUGAAGGCGGCGGUCGGUCUCCUCCCGGAGGUUCCUCGCUCCAUCAGCGUCGAGGGGAAACUUCGCCCGUCAGAGAGCUUCCUGAUGGACUUCAUCAACAACUUUCUGUCCACCCUGCUGGUCGUCCCGGACCAUCCAGAGCACGGCGUGCUCUACCUAGUCCGCGGUUUGCUCAACAUGGUCCAGGAUUACACGUGGGAGGACAACAGCGACGCCAAGAUGCGGGUCUACAUCAGCGCGCUGCCCCUGCUGGCUGCCAUGAGCCAGGAGAGCUACCUCUACUCCAUCCCUAAAGUGGACUCCAACGAGACGCUUUAUGGAGGAGACCCCAAGUUUCUAUCGGAGAUCAACAAGCUGUCCGAGACUCUGGUCGGACAGAUCCUGGACCACCUGAAGACCCUCGGUCGGGACGAGAGCACGCGGCGUCAAGGAGCGCUGGCCUUCUCCCUGUUCGGCGUGUUGCUGGCUCACGGAGACCUGAGGAACAACAAGCUGAGCCAGCUGGCUGUCAACCUGUGGAACCUCAGCCACAAACACGGCUACUGCGAGACUCGAGUCUCGGUUCGAACCCUGGAAUGCAUCAAACACCAGGCCCGGCAGGCCGACAUGACCCACCUGUCGGACACGGUCCAGAGACUCGCCCUUCAGUCCCGCACCUGAAACCUCCUGUAUCAUGUUUGUGUAAAUAAAAGAGAAGCAGAAGCAGACGGAAGAAGAAACCAAUUUAGUUUGCGUCUUCUGGAAUACGAUUAGAUUUUGCAUUCGGCUCUGAAUUAUUACGAUUUAGUUUUGACCGUUUCAAAUAAACCUAAUUACAUCAAUUAUAGACUGAAGUUACAGAAAGUUAUUCUUGUGCCACAAUUCUUUGUUAAUGCCAUUGUCAAGCCUAAUAAUAGUAAAUAACUACUUGCACAUUGUUUUCUAUAUAUAUAUAUUAUAUAUAUAUAUAUACACAAUACCUAAUGUUCAUGUGCAUUGUAUAUAACAUGUGAGUGUAAGAAAGUACAAGUAAGGGGUCAUGUUUAUAUUUAUUGUUGAAAAGAUUUGCAGCAUCAAGAAUGAGUUCAUAUCUGUUUGGUGUAAAGCCUCAAAAAUAAGCGUGUCAUUAAUGUGUAUCAGUGUUAUACCGAAUCAAUGGAAUACAAUUAUAAUGAAGUAGUUACAUGUUAUUACAGUAGCCCGUCGUCAUAGGGAGAGCGGGGUAAUGUGGGACAUCGGGUAAUGUGAGACACCCCCUGUAUCUAGGCAAAGGAACCCAUUUGUGGUAAUGUGAGAAUUAUGUUUUCAAGCCCCUCCCAUUCCCCCCUUGCCAUGAAAAAGAAGUGGUGCUGGUGCUGUGUUAAGUAUGUUUUUUCACAAAAAUUAGUUUUUUGCAUGUAAAAGUAAAUUUUCCUGCUGUGAACUAAAUCAACUUUUGUGUCAAAACAAAUUGAUUUAGGUAGAAAACCAUAUAUCAUACAUGUCGAUGAACCUCUAACAUAUACAACCAUGUGAUUGAUGCGAGCUGAAGAUUAGCCUGAAUGGCUAAGAUAUGUUGUUUUUUCUCAAAUAGUGGCUGUGGGGUAAAGUGAGACAAAUGUUAUGGGGUAAAGUGAGACAGUUUACCCCAAGUUAAGUUUAGUCUUAAAGAUAUUUGAGUGUAAUAUUACAUUAAUUAUGUUGUAUUUGUAAUAUCAUAAACAUUGUAGGAAAGCCAUCAUGCCAAGAAACGACACCAGGAAGACAACAUGGGGCCAAACACCCCUUGCAGAGAUGGAGAGUGCAGCCGCUGAGGUCAUGCAAGGACAUGCACUACCGUUCAAAAGUUUGGGGUCACUUAGAAAUGUAUUUAUUUUUCAAAGAAAAGCACUGUUUUUUCAAUAAAGAUAACAUUAAUCAUAAAUACCCUCUAUACAUUGUUAAUGUGGUAAAUGACUAUUCUAGGUGGAAACGUCUGGUUUCUAAUGAAAUAUCUCCAUAGGUGUAGAGAGGCCCAUUUCCAUCAACGAUCACUCCAGUGUUCUAAUGGUACAUUUGCUAAUCGCCUUAGAAGACUAAUGUCUGAUUAGAAAACCCUUGUGACAUUAUGUUAGCACAGCUGAAAACAGUUAUGCUGGUGAUAUAAGCUAUACAACUGGCUUUCCUUACUACUUCAAAUGUUAAUCAUUAUUUCUAACCUUGUCAAUGUCUUGACUAUAUGUUCUAUGAAAUGUUCAAUUCAUUUAUAAAUAAAAGUGAGUUUUCAUGGAAGACACGAAAUUGUCUGGAUGACCCCAAACUUUUGAACGGUAGUGUAAGUCCUUAAGAAAAGCUGGAAGGGAUAGAAAUAUUGACAAGACAACCCUCGAAAGAUUUAUAAAGAAAAAUAGAAAGGGGAAGUAAAAUCAGUAUCCUGGGGUGCAGUAGCUGAGGCAAAGAGAAUAUUUACAGAUGAGAUGGAGGAGGAGCAAACACUUGAAACAACGAGCUGACCAGUUCCAUGGCCUUGCUCCCGUUGAUUGCCGUGAACUGGCAUAUGAGUUCUAAUCUAACUGGUUCUAUCUGUCAUUUGAUUGUUAAUUAAAACAUUUUGCAUUAUAUUUUGUUGUAGCUAUAGGAUUUUGUUCGGAGUUACUUUCAAGUGUUUAAAUAAAUGUGCUUAAUUGAU
Messenger RNA from Pseudoliparis swirei, 5007 nucleotides. It is a transcript of the gene vps35l, whose product is annotated as VPS35 endosomal protein sorting factor like. The transcript has 30 exons. NCBI's taxonomy places the organism in Eukaryota, Metazoa, Chordata, Actinopteri, Perciformes, Liparidae. The coding region runs from base 138 to 3041 and encodes 967 amino acids. The record is from RefSeq and is a predicted model, not a curated record. Gene Ontology annotation, cellular component: endosome. Gene Ontology annotation, biological process: endocytic recycling.